This is a messenger RNA of Oncorhynchus tshawytscha (Chinook salmon), 714 nucleotides long. RefSeq lists its product as uncharacterized. The transcript has a single exon. Bases 1 to 714 code for a protein of 237 amino acids. The record is from RefSeq and is a predicted model, not a curated record. Lineage: Eukaryota; Metazoa; Chordata; Actinopteri; Salmoniformes; Salmonidae.
AUGCUGGAGUCUACCACCAUAACCCCUAAUGUCCCUAUGCUGGAGUCUACCACCAUAACCCCUAACGUUCAUAUGCUGGAGUCUACCACCAUAACACCUAAUGUCCCUAUGCUGGAGUCUACCACCAUAACCCCUAAUGUCCCUAUGCUGGAGUCUACCACCAUAACCCCUAAUGUCCCUAUGCUGGAGUCUACCACCAUAACCCCUAAUGUCCCUAUGCUGGAGUCUACCACCAUAACCCCUAAUGUCCCUAUGCUGGAGUCUACCACCAUAACCCCUAAUGUCCCUAUACUGGAGUCUACCACCAUAACCCCUAACGUUCAUAUGCUGGAGUCUACCACCAUAACCCCUAAUGUCCCUAUGCUGGAGUCUACCACCAUAACCCCUAAUGUCCCUAUGCUGGAGUCUACCACCAUAACCCCUAAUGUCCCUAUGCUGGAGUCUACCACCAUAACCCCUAACGUUCAUAUGCUGGAGUCUACCACCAUAACCCCUAAUGUCCCUAUGCUGGAGUCUACCACCAUAACCCCUAAUGUCCCUAUGCUGGAGUCUACCACCAUAAACCCUAAUGUCCCUAUGCUGGAGUCUACCACCAUAAACCCUAAUGUCCCUAUGCUGGAGUCUACCACCAUAAACCCUAAUGUCCCUAUGCUGGAGUCUACCGCCAUAACCCCUAAUGUCCCUAUGCUGGAGUCUACCCACCAUAACCCCUAA